CGAGCCAUCAUGCAGUGGAUUUCAAUCACGCUGGUGGUAGCCCUAGGCUUCUCAGGAGCAUCCGCUGCCACUGAUUCCGUAUUCAAUGCCAAAUUCGACCUAGACCAAACGGCUCGUCUCUACGCUACCGAUGAAUUGAGACACACACCUCAACCAUUCCACAAACGGAACGCGACAACACCAAACCUGUUUGCGCGGUCUCUCAAUCACUUGUUUCCUCGUCAGACUGUUGGAAGGUGCGGGGCUGCGGGCGGCGGCGCUAGAUGCCCGAAUAAUCAAUGCUGCUCGAGCUUCGACUUCUGUGGAACAGAUUUUGAACAUUGCGCUCUUCUUGUAGGGUGUCAACCUGAAUAUGGACGAUGUGGUGAUGUAACACCGGAACCAACGCCUGCACCCACCCCUACGCCAACUCCCACUCCGACCCCGACUCCUUUGCCACCCUCCAGUUCGACUGUGCGACCACCUUCGAGCUCAAUUGUUGUGCCUUCCAGCUCGUCCGUACUACCGCCGCUUCCAUCAGGCAGUCUCAUUAUCUCACCAAACGGCCAAUGUGGAAACGUGACGACAUGCGCCGGAUCAAGCUUCGGACGGUGCUGCUCAGAGUUCUACUACUGCGGCAAUAGCAUCGACUUUUGUGGCGCAGGUUGUCGCCCUGGUUUCGGGUCUUGUAAUGGUGGCUCGCCGCCUCUACCCCCAUCUUCUGUUCCAGUUCCUAUCCCAAGUUCAUCGUCCAUACGACCAACCCCGACUCCGACUCCGACGCCUACACCCACACCCACACCUACGCCAACGCCCACACCAAGCCCAUCUUCAACGGCUCCAGCUGUUCCAACUAAUGUCAGCACAAACGGAAGAUGCGGAGAAGAAGGUAACGGCAUGACAUGUCAGGGUUCGACGUUUGGAAGGUGCUGUUCGGACUAUGGGUGGUGUGGAAGUGCAGACGACUUCUGUAGGCUCAGUUGGGGGUGCAGACCGCAGUUUGGGACGUGUGGAUAGAAAAGUUUCGGAGGCGUUGAGAAGAUGCGAUAGAAGUCGGCCAUUUAGAGGUUGACAUUUGUACAUAUGACCGCGACUAGACCUUACACUGGUGAAACUCAUCGCCUUACUUCAGGUGAGAGAUGUCUGCCUAGAACGGGGAAGGCUCCUGUAACUGUUGGAGGGCGAGUAGAUAUCAUUUAUGGAUACUCUUUACCU
Messenger RNA from Cucurbitaria berberidis CBS 394.84, 1194 nucleotides. RefSeq names its product carbohydrate-binding module family 18 protein. Gene Ontology annotation, molecular function: chitin binding. The record is from RefSeq and is a predicted model, not a curated record. The transcript has a single exon. NCBI's taxonomy places the organism in Eukaryota, Fungi, Ascomycota, Dothideomycetes, Pleosporales, Cucurbitariaceae. Bases 10 to 996 code for a protein of 328 amino acids.